Molecule: messenger RNA, 453 nt
Organism: Meloidogyne enterolobii
Lineage: Eukaryota; Metazoa; Nematoda; Chromadorea; Rhabditida; Meloidogynidae
Source: the annotation of a GenBank genome assembly
UUUUUUUUCUUAAAAAAUAAAGGAUAUAUUUAGAUCUUUUUUUAAAUUUAAAAUAAAAUGGCAAAAGAAUUACUAACAAAUACAGCAAUAAAUAUUUUAAAUUUAUUAGUUUUGCCUGAUAGCGCAAAUGGAUCUUCCUCCUCUCCUUCUCCUUCCUCCUUUACUUAUUUAAAUUCUUCUUCUUUAAUUAAUUUAAAUAAUAAUAUUUCUUUUCCAAAAUUACAACAUUUAUUAUUUAACAAUUCUUUUUUCCCUUUAAUUUUAAAUAAUAAAAGCCAACAAAUAAUGAAUGAAACAAUAUUUUCUUUUGAAGAAGAAGAUUAUUCUUCUUUAACUACAAAUAUUUUAGAAGAUAUUGAAGAUAAACAGCAACAACAACAAUUAUUUUUUGAAAAUAAUUUUCAAUUAGAAAAAAAUGUAGGUUGCGAGGGAUUUGGGGAAAAAAAUUUUUAG